AUGAGGGGAGUUGAUGUUUAUCUCGACAUAUGCUUUUCAUGUUUAUGCCCAGAAACAACUGUGAAAGCAAUUGAAGAUGCAUUCAAGGAGUUCACCACAAAGGAGGACAUUGCAAUAGUCUUGAUCAGCCAAUAUGUUGCAAACAUGAUAAGGUUCCUAGUUGAUAGCUACAACAAACCAGUUCCAGCAAUUUUGGAGAUUCCUUCAAAGGAUCAUCCUUGUGACCCUGCUCACGAUUCUGUUCUUUCACGAGUGAAGUAUCUGUUCUCUUCUGAGUCCAUUGCAUCCGGAAGGCAUCGAGCAUGUCCACAUGCUUUGCUUUCAGAUCAUCAAGGGACAAGGGGUCAUAAACUGCCGGAUCUUUGUUAUAUUUUGCGCGGCGGACCCUUAGCAACGCCACGCGCCGAGCAAUUUGUUCGAUUGGGUAGGCUAGGACUAAAAGUAGAGAAAGUAGCAACAAAAGAUUGCACCGAAAGCCCUGAUGCUAAAGAGAGGGGUGAAUUAGUGGAGCUGGAUCUUACACAUACCGGCCAUUCUUGGUCACUACCACCAAUUUCUAAACCUAAGCAUUUAUUCAAAAUGAACCGGUCUGAAUCUGAAUGGGCUUUUCAAAGAUUCCUUCAAGAAGCCUCUGCUGCAACCUUUGAUGACAAUACUUCUUCUAAUUCUCCAGCUGAUCAAACUGACGUUGUUCAAAUCGAGGAUCAUUGUAACAGCAAUAACAACGCUGCUAGUGAGAGUUGUAAUAAUAACAAUAAUAAUAAUUUUAAAGGGAAUGCCAUGUCGUUCACUAAUGGGAGCUGUGCUACUGUUGCAUCCUCCUUUCCUGCUCCGGCGAAUAUUCCGGUGGAAUCUGAGGAUUAUCAUGCGCUUUUGAAGAGUAAACUCAAUUUGGCUUGUGCUGCGGUUGCUUUGUCUCGGUUGUAUUGGUUUGAAAUUGAGUGGAGAAUUUGGUUUACAUGGGUGCCUAAUGGUUGGCAGUUAGCCUUGUCAAGUGGAACGUGGAAAUUCGAUAUGGAGGUUGGUAUAAGGGAAGUAGCACUAUGUUUGGAUAAAGCAAAUGCAAAGCCAUCCUUUCUAUUUUGCAUUCUUAAUUCUUGUUUAGAUUCUCCUGCUACGGCUGAAAGUGGAUCACAGGCUUCAAACGCUUCUCCUUUGGGAUCUCAUGCUCCUUCUAAAGGAGCUGGAUAUGAUUUAUUGAGGUCCCAAGAUAAAGAUGGAAAUGAGCCACUUGGAACUCUCUCCUUGCCUUCCAUGCUAAGAAAAUGUGCAGGCACUGUGAAGACAACAACUAGUGGAUCAUCCAGAGAACUGUCAGAUGACGAUGAAAAUGAAGCAGAAACUGAAUUAACUGAGAAUAUGCACCCUGCUGAUGCAAAGCGUGUGAGGAGAAUGCUUUCAAAUAGAGAGUCGGCUAGACGAUCAAGAAGAAGAAAGCAGGCCCAUUUGACUGAGCUUGAGACACAGGUUUCUCAAUUGAGGGUUGAAAAUUCUUCUCUACUGAAGCGCCUCACUGACAUAAGUCAGAAGUACAAUGAGUCAGCUGUUGACAACAGAGUUUUAAAAGCUGACGUUGAAACACUGAGAGCGAAGGUGAAGAUGACUGAAGAGACAGUCAAAAGAUUUACUGGGUCGAACCCUAUUUUCCAUGCCAUGCCUGAUUUAUCCAUAAUGAGUACACCAUCAUUUGAUGGAAGCCCCUCCGACACAUCAGCAGAUGCUGCUGUUCCUGUCCAGGACGAUCCAAAGCAUCACUUUUAUGAAGCUCCAAACAAUCCUAUAUCAACUCAUCACCCAAGGCCCAGAGUCAACAAUGUGUUGGCAGAUAUAUCUUCUGUUGAAAAUGUGCAGCCAAAUUCUGGAGCAGCAGCAGGAGUAUCGGGGAACAAGUUGGGGCGAACUGCUUCCUUGCAGCGAGUGGCUAGCUUGGAGCGUUUGCAGAAACGGAUUCGUGGGGGUGCAAGUCCUUGUGGACCUCAGUCUAAUGGGGAGCAGUAG
Molecule: messenger RNA, 1998 nt
Organism: Dovyalis caffra
Lineage: Eukaryota; Viridiplantae; Streptophyta; Magnoliopsida; Malpighiales; Salicaceae
Source: the annotation of a GenBank genome assembly